ACUCUGGGGCGCUAGGCUCCGGACUCCGCGGCGCAGACUGCACCUCGCAGUCUUCCCAGGUCCGCGCAGCAGCCGCGCUUCAGCCAGCUUAUAAAAUCCAUGGUUCUGCCCUGGCCCAGUGGGAGCUCUCAUUCUAUUUUACAGAAUAGAGGCUGCCCUGACUCUUGAAUUAAUACUGGGAUAUUCAGUGGCAGGAGGAGUAAUCAGAAGACGGAGAUGAAUUUUAACACUAUUUUGGAGGAGAUUCUUAUUAAAAGGUCACAGCAGAAAAAGAAGACUUCGCCCUUAAACUACAAAGAGAGACUUUUUGUACUUACAAAGUCCAUGCUAACCUACUAUGAGGGUCGAGCAGAGAAGAAAUACAGAAAGGGGUUUAUUGAUGUUUCAAAAAUCAAGUGUGUGGAAAUAGUGAAGAAUGAUGAUGGUGUCAUUCCCUGUCAAAAUAAAUAUCCAUUUCAGGUUGUUCAUGAUGCUAACACACUUUACAUUUUUGCACCUAGUCCACAGAGCAGGGACCUGUGGGUGAAGAAGUUAAAAGAAGAAAUAAAGAACAACAAUAAUAUUAUGAUUAAAUAUCAUCCUAAAUUCUGGACAGAUGGAAGUUAUCAGUGUUGUAGACAAACUGAAAAAUUAGCACCCGGAUGUGAAAAAUACAAUCUUUUUGAGAGUAGUAUAAGGAAAGCACUACCUCCAGCACCAGAAACAAAGAAGCGAAGGCCUCCCCCACCAAUUCCACUAGAAGAAGAAGAUAACAGUGAAGAAAUCGUUGUAGCCAUGUAUGAUUUCCAAGCGACAGAAGGACAUGAUCUCAGAUUAGAGAGAGGCCAAGAGUAUCUCAUUUUAGAAAAGAAUGAUGUUCAUUGGUGGAGAGCAAGAGAUAAAUAUGGGAAUGAAGGAUAUAUCCCAAGUAAUUAUGUAACGGGAAAGAAAUCAAACAACUUAGAUCAAUAUGAAUGGUAUUGCAGAAAUAUGAAUAGAAGUAAGGCAGAGCAACUCCUCCGCAGUGAAGAUAAAGAAGGUGGUUUUAUGGUAAGGGAUUCCAGUCAACCAGGCUUGUACACAGUCUCCCUUUAUACCAAGUUUGGAGGAGAAGGUUCAUCGGGUUUCAGGCAUUAUCAUAUAAAGGAAACAACAACAUCUCCAAAGAAGUAUUACCUAGCUGAAAAACAUGCUUUUGGCUCCAUUCCUGAGAUUAUUGAAUAUCAUAAGCACAAUGCAGCAGGACUUGUCACCCGGCUUCGGUACCCAGUUAGUGUGAAAGGGAAGAAUGCACCCACCACUGCAGGAUUCAGCUAUGAGAAAUGGGAGAUUAACCCUUCAGAGCUGACCUUUAUGAGGGAAUUGGGAAGUGGACUGUUUGGAGUGGUGAGGCUUGGCAAAUGGCGAGCCCAGUACAAAGUCGCAAUCAAAGCUAUUCGGGAAGGUGCAAUGUGCGAGGAGGACUUUAUAGAAGAAGCUAAAGUGAUGAUGAAACUGACACACCCGAAGUUAGUGCAGCUUUAUGGUGUAUGCACCCAGCAGAAACCAAUAUACAUUGUUACCGAGUUCAUGGAAAGGGGCUGCCUUCUGAAUUUCCUCCGACAGAGACAAGGUCAUUUCAGUAGAGACGUGCUGCUGAGCAUGUGUCAGGAUGUGUGUGAAGGGAUGGAGUAUCUGGAGAGAAACAGCUUCAUCCACAGAGAUCUGGCUGCCAGAAAUUGUCUAGUAAGUGAGGCGGGAGUUGUAAAAGUAUCUGAUUUUGGAAUGGCCAGGUAUGUUCUGGAUGAUCAGUACACAAGUUCUUCUGGUGCUAAGUUUCCCGUGAAGUGGUGUCCACCAGAAGUGUUUAAUUACAGCCGCUUCAGCAGCAAAUCAGAUGUCUGGUCAUUUGGUGUUUUAAUGUGGGAAGUAUUCACGGAAGGCAGAAUGCCUUUUGAAAAAUACACCAAUUAUGAAGUGGUAACCAUGGUCACUCGAGGCCACCGACUCUACCAGCCGAAGUUGGCGUCCAACUAUGUAUAUGAGGUGAUGCUGAGAUGUUGGCAGGAGAAACCAGAGGGAAGGCCUUCUUUUGAAGAUCUGCUGCGCACAAUAGAUGAACUAGUUGAAUGUGAAGAAACUUUUGGAAGAUAAGUGAUGUGACCAGUGGCUCCCAGAUUCCCAAGCACAAGAAAGGAUGGGCAUUUUGUGGCUUUUAAUUUAUUGAGCACUUGGACAUGUAGAUCGUUUUACUUAUACAGUGGAAACACAUAAAUAAUUUGCUUCUAGACCAGGCUCUGUCUAGACUUGCUUCUAGACAGAAUCUCCCAGAGUGUGGAAAUGUUGCCUUAGAAAUGGUGAUUAAAAUCACUCAUUUCUAUUCAUUCCUCGGGCACUUGAGUGACAGUUGUUUACCAGGCACUGUGUGUAGCCCCAGGGUUUGGCCGUUUAGGGGUGCACACAUGGGACCAUAUUAGCUGAUGCUAGUUGAAGGCCAGGGUAUUUGGGAAGGGGAAGGGUAUUAGAGUCAUGACCAAGCAACCCUUGUUUUUCCCUUUGACUUCUACAGAAAUCUGGGCCUGAGAUAUUGUCUACAAUUGGGUUCUAGAUAAAUCAGGAACCCACCUUGGAUACAUAAAUACCUAUCUUUUGUUUUGAAAACAUCUCAGUUUUCAAGAUUGCUCUUAGUAUUACAUGAACAAUAUUUGUAUGCUGUAUAUAUUGUAAAUAUAUAUAAUAUAUAAAGUUAUAUAUUUAUAAGAAA
Messenger RNA from Pongo pygmaeus (Bornean orangutan), 2722 nucleotides. It is a transcript of the gene TEC, whose product is annotated as tec protein tyrosine kinase. The record is from RefSeq and is a predicted model, not a curated record. Gene Ontology annotation, biological process: protein phosphorylation; intracellular signal transduction. Lineage: Eukaryota; Metazoa; Chordata; Mammalia; Primates; Hominidae. The transcript is spliced from 19 exons. Gene Ontology annotation, molecular function: ATP binding; protein binding; protein tyrosine kinase activity. The coding region runs from base 217 to 2112 and encodes 631 amino acids.